CGGGCCGAGAACGGGCAGACGCGAGGAAAGGCUGGUGCCGGGCGGCGGCGGAGGCGGAGGCGGAGGCGGAGGCGGAGGAGAAGAGAUGGCGGCACCUCCGGUGAGGGCGCGCGCAGACUAUGACUACCUCAUUAAACUCCUCCUGAUCGGCGAUAGCGGGGUUGGAAAGAGUUGUUUGCUUUUGCGCUUCACUGAUGAUUCUUUCACCACUAGUUUUAUUACCACAAUAGGGAUUGACUUUAAGAUCAGGACAAUUGAGCUUGAUGGGAAACGUAUUAAGUUGCAGAUAUGGGAUACAGCUGGUCAAGAACGUUUCCGUACAAUUACUACAGCUUAUUACAGGGGAGCAAUGGGUAUUUUAUUGGUUUAUGAUGUCACUGAUGAGUCUUCUUUCAACAACAUUAGGAACUGGAUUCAUCAAAUUGAGCAGCAUGCAUCUGAUAAUGUUAACAAAAUAUUGGUCGGCAACAAGGCUGACAUGGAUGAGAGCAAGCGGGCUGUCUCUACAUCACAGGGCCAGAUGCUAGCUGAUGAGUAUGGCAUCAAAUUUUUUGAGACUAGUGCAAAAACAAACUUCCAUGUCGAGCAAGUCUUCUUCUCGAUUGCUAGGGAGAUUAAGCAAAGACUAACGGAGAGUGACUCUAAGGCUGAGCCCCAAACCAUUAAAAUCAGUAAACCAGAUGCAACCUCUGCCCCCAGUGCUGCUGAGCAGAAAUCAAGUUGCUGUGGUUCCUGAAUGAUUUAUCAACCAAAGUGAGACUGCUUGGUGUUUCUUGUGCACCUGUGCUUUCUCAUGUAGUUGGGGCAAGCUGUCCGGUAUAACUGAGGCAUUAUAGCCAGCACCUUUUUCUACUGUCUUUAAACCAGUCUGAGAGUUGUAUGCUCCCAUCAGUUAGCCGAAUUUGAAUCCACAAAUGAUCGUACUGUGCUGGCGUCUAGUGUUGCUACCUGUUCCUUCCCUGUGCUCUUUUUAUUACUGUUAUUUUUUUUCCCUCUUCCCUCUUUUCUUUUGCAGCACUCUUAUGUAUGGUUUUGACCAUGAGCAAAAAGUUCGUUGUAAGUGAAAUAUAUCUCCAAGAAGUAAAAUACCGUUGGUUUAACUGCAAUGGUUGGACG
Molecule: messenger RNA, 1116 nt
Organism: Elaeis guineensis (African oil palm)
Lineage: Eukaryota; Viridiplantae; Streptophyta; Magnoliopsida; Arecales; Arecaceae
Product: ras-related protein RABE1c
Molecular function (GO): GTP binding; GTPase activity
Source: RefSeq, a predicted model, not a curated record